CUAGAGCAGAAGUCCUGCUAGUCGCCUCCGUCUGGGUACCAGCUGCCUAUUACUCUGCAGGCGGGUGCAGCAAGAAGGAAAGUAGUUCAGACAGUACAGGUCGGCACGAGUGGGCUUGGAAGGUGGUCUGUAGGUCGCGGCGAAGUGGGCAAGAGAAGGAGCAAAACUGCCUUGAUUGGAACCAUGCAGAGGAGAGUCAGAGAUUCUGUCCUUCUAUUACUGUGAAGUGAACAGUAACAGAAGUCCCUGAACGAAACAAUUAACCAGACUUUGGUGGAGAUUCAUCAUCAGAGCUACAGGAGCAGCCUAGGAGAAUCUGAUGAUUACUAUCCUUAACAAUUAUUCAACCCAUCUCUAAGUGUUCCUUCAAUCAGGUGGAGCAAGGCCCUCUAAUCUUAUCUCCAGCCUUGGGGUCACCUUGGACAUAAGCAUGGGCCGGGCCAGGGAAGUGGGUUGGAUGGCAGCAGGACUGAUGAUUGGGGCUGGGGCCUGCUACUGUGUUUACAAAUUGACAAUAGGAAGAGAGGACAGUGACAAGUUGGAGGAAGAAGAGGAAGAUGAAUGGGAUGACGAUCUCGAGAUGGAUGAGGAGGAGAAGGAAAUUUGGUUUGAUUUGACAACUAUGGCUCGGCCCUGGAGUGAGGAUGGGGAUUGGAAUGAACCUGGGACUCCAGGUGGUUCCGAGGACAGACCUUCAGGGGGUGGCAAGGCCAACAGAGCACACCCCAUAAAACAACGACCAUUCCCCUAUGAACAUAAAAAAAUGUGGAGUGUUCAAAGCUUUAAAAUUUUCACUUGUAUACUUGACCUUUCAAAAUGUCCUUCUAUUCAGGGAAAAAUGUUUCUUGGUGAGCUGAAGGCCGCUGGAUUUCCACUUAACCAUUCAGUCAAUAGUUACUUGGCCAGCUUCUCAGUCACUGGAAACACAAUCUCCCCGGUCCAUUCCACUGUCAAGGAGAAGGCUCCAGGAGCCCCAAAUCACCUAAAAGCCAGUACUACAAAUCAGGGUCAGAUUAAGAUGUACUUCGAUGAAGUGUGUCAGGAGACUGUGUCACAGUGCUGCAACUCACUUCUGCAGCAGGCUGGAUUACAUUUGUUAAUAAGCAUGACAGUUAUUAAUAACAUGCUUGCCAAGUCUGUUUCAGACUUGAAGUUUCCUUUGAUUUCUGAGGGAAGCAGAUGUGCUAAGAUUCAGGCUUUGGAACCACCAAUGGCUUUGUCUGAAAAGCCAGACUUGGAGGGGGAGUUGCUGGGUGUCCAAAUGUUGUGCUCAUUCCUGGCCCUCUGUAUCACAAGGGGCAGCAGACAGAUCCUCCAGGAAACCCUUGUGCCUUAAGUGGCAAUCUGCAACAAAAUGGCACCAAAUGCACCUGAACCCUGUUUGGUUUGCAGAUGUCAAACACAAAACGUCUGCAGUAGGUGCACCUGAAGGUGUGGCCUUAGCCAGGCAACAGGUGCUUGGGCAAAAGUUCCAGGGGCUCAGGAGGAUCACUGUGUCCUUGGUCCAGCAUGGGCUCCCACAGAGCUUUGGGUAACUUCUGGGUUUGGCAGGACACAGAAAAUGUGCAUUGCGACUUCCUGCCUUUUGACUUCCCUCCUUGAGGGAAAGGGACCAGCCACCAGGGCUGCCAGCUACAGGUAAGGGACAGCAAAUCACAGCAUCCACAGUGCUUUCUUUGUCCACGGUGGUCUCUUUGUCUAAGUGGCAUCACUGGGCAGAGAACAACCGCACACAGAGCUUGUGCUGAAAAUGCAUUUGCGGCUGCUUAGUUUGAAGUAUUUAUUUGCCUUUCCUUUCUUUGACACCAGCUGGUGGAUGGUGAGCCUGUUCAUUCAGACCUUCACUCCCCUCCUGUCCAUUUUACUGACUUCACCUCCUGCACCCAAGUCUUCUCCUGUGUGUAUCAUCAAUAAAAUUAUGUGCUUUGAUUGGCAAAAAA
This is a messenger RNA of Perognathus longimembris pacificus (Pacific pocket mouse), 1940 nucleotides long. It is a transcript of the gene Armcx6, whose product is annotated as armadillo repeat containing X-linked 6. Gene Ontology annotation, cellular component: mitochondrion. Bases 431 to 1336 code for a protein of 301 amino acids. The record is from RefSeq and is a predicted model, not a curated record. NCBI's taxonomy places the organism in Eukaryota, Metazoa, Chordata, Mammalia, Rodentia, Heteromyidae. The transcript has 4 exons.